Molecule: messenger RNA, 1059 nt
Organism: Paramisgurnus dabryanus
Lineage: Eukaryota; Metazoa; Chordata; Actinopteri; Cypriniformes; Cobitidae
Product: P2Y purinoceptor 2-like
Biological process (GO): G protein-coupled receptor signaling pathway
Cellular component (GO): plasma membrane
Molecular function (GO): G protein-coupled UTP receptor activity; A1 adenosine receptor binding
Source: RefSeq, a predicted model, not a curated record
AUGAUGCAGCUGAGCAAAUUUGGAUAUAACAAGUGCAUGCUGUAUUCCUGGGUAGACGGGGUAGACGAGGUAGACGAGGUCUGGAUCAGAAUGUAUAAUUACACAAGUCUCAUCAAUGACAGCCAUCAGUACCCUUGUGUUUUAAAUGAGACCUUAACGUACAUUUAUCUUCCAGUGAGUUACUCUCUGGUGUUUGUGGUGGGUCUGGUUCUAAACAUCACCGCCAUGUAUUUCAUUCUGUUUCAAACCAAACCCUGGAAGCCCACCACCAUCUACAUGAUCAACCUCACAGUUUGUGACACCCUUUACCUCCUAACUCUCCCGUUCCUCAUCUUCUACUACGCCGAUGAGAACGACUGGCCGUUCGGUGAGCCCAUGUGUAAACUCAUUCGUUUUCUCUUCUACACAAACCUCUAUGGAAGCGUCCUCUUCCUCAGCUGCAUCAGUAUGCACAGGUUUUUGGGUGUGUGCCACCCGCUGCGGUCUUUGCCCUGGAUGAACGCUCGCCAGGCAACUUUGGUCUCUGUGUGCAUGUGGGUGAUUGUGCUCAUCUUCCUGUCACCGAUCCUCUAUUUCUCCAGGACGAGAGAUGCUGGUGAGAUACAGGUGUGUUAUGACACCACCAGCAAGGCACUCUUCAAUAACUUUCUGGUCUACACCUCGGUGGUAAUGGUCUUGCUUUUCGUCCUACCGUUUGGGGUGGUGCUGGUCUGUAACGGUCUAAUAGUAAGGAAGCUUCUAGAAACUGGAGUGGGUAGAAGGCCAUCGUCACAGCGUUCCAGACAAAAGUCUGUGAAGAUGAUCAUUAUCGUCCUUCUCACCUUCAUGUUGUGUUUUCUGCCCUUCCACGUGAAUCGUAGUAUAUAUUACGCCUUUCACUUUCAGCAAGUGAGCUGCGAGGCGCUUGAGUACGCCAGCAUCGCUUACAAGGUCACACGACCGCUGGUUAGCAUCAACAGCUGCGUUGAUCCCAUCCUUUACUUCAUGGCAGGACAGGGUUUUAGAAAUGGAGUUAAAAAGAAGUCAAAUUCAAACCAAAUGUGUGACAAUACCUAUUAA